AUGGGCCUGAGCUCUUCCAGGGCACAGCCCAGGGUGACCAAGGUGGCACCGCUGGACACACGCCCGCCUCCUGUCGUGCCAGGAGAGCCCAGGGCGCCCUGGGGAGACCCCCCCUCUGCCCAGCAGCUCCCACCGCUCCGCCAGACCUGGUAUGGGAGAGCCUCUGCAGGGCCCCUUUCUUUCAACACUGUGCCAGAAAAGGGAGAAACCAGCAUCAUUAAACAGCACCCACCUCGACCACCCCAGAGGCUUGAACCUGCCAGCCCAAGCUGCAAUCUGCACACAAUCACCCCUGCAAAGCCCUGGUGUCAGCAAGACGUGGCUGUAACCCCAAAACCAAAGGCUCUGGAGAAGAGGGGGCAAAGCCUGAGACACCUCCCUCACAGGCGGCAGCACUUGCACAAGCUGCAGAUGCUGGACUUGACCUGCAGGCGCCAAGAGGCAGAGCUGAAGAGAAAUCUCCACAGGGAGGCAAAAAUCAAUAAACAAAAAAACAAGGAAUCCAGCCCAAAGAAAGUCCUUGACACUCUCCAGAGAGGCAACAGAGCUGAAAGCCACGACCUUGUUCCUGCAAAUCGGCAUUUUCAUGGAGACUAUCAUGGAAACACAAGGGGUGGAGGACUCUCCAGGCAGCAGGGUGGAGCUGAGCUCUCUCCAAGCAGGAAGGGGAAGGUUGACUUGUGGUUCUGCAGGGAGCCGCAGACGAGGGAUCUGUUCUGGGACACCUCCAGCACGGGCUCUGAGGAGUGGGAAAGGGAAGAGAAGAUUCAGCGCAAACCUACGCUUGUGAGAACCAAGACAGAGAGAGUUUCUCUCUUUGAUGACUUCUUUGACAGGGAUAUCUAG
Molecule: messenger RNA, 846 nt
Organism: Merops nubicus (carmine bee-eater)
Lineage: Eukaryota; Metazoa; Chordata; Aves; Coraciiformes; Meropidae
Gene: CCDC198
Product: chromosome unknown open reading frame, human C14orf105
Exons: 6
Coding region: 1-846 (281 amino acids)
Source: RefSeq, a predicted model, not a curated record